ACACGUGACUUGACAAUAUUAAGUAGCAAAAUAAAUCUGUCCGAUUGAGAAUGCUUUUAAAACCGCAAAACAAAGAAGCAUUAUAAAACCAUGGAUCAGUCUUUAGAUAUCGCGUUAAAAGUGGACCAAACAAAUGUGGAACGCGACAGUAAGGACAAUUUAGAAUUGCUGUUCAGCGUGGACAUAAAGAUCGAAAAACAGGCAGAAACAAAUGACGACGAAGAUUGGUGUGUAGAUAAUUUUGCAGCCGGCAAUCUUCUGGUGCCGCUGUUCUUUAAACAGGUGGUGGAGCCCCAGGGUAUACAAUGCUCGUUGUGCUAUAGACACUUUUUAGAUCGACAUGACGUCUACAAACACAAUUUGACCCAUCUCCAAGUUAAUAUCACCAAUCCGGCAUACUUCCGGUGUGAUAUCUGCAACACCUACUUCGACAACAUAAAGUCUAUUGAGCAUCAUAUGCCUACACAUAACAAAAGUAUUACAAAUACGUUACCAUAUAAACCUAAAGGCAAACCUUGUAAUAAAACAGAUUAUGAUUUUAAGCUAAUCAACUCCUACGAAAAACUAAAGACAAAUUAUGAAGACUACGAAACUAAAAAAAGAUUAAGAGAUGGUAUGACUGACUCCUCCGAUGAACCAAGAACAUUGGCACCUGAUAGAGUAACAAACAAACAACACCAAUGUAAUAUAUGCCAAAAGACAUACUCAUACAGGGCCUGGCAUGGUCACAUGCAUGACGUACAUGGUAUGGGUAAAUACACAUGUGAAUUAUGCGAUAUGGUAUUCAAGUGCAAGCGAUAUUUGAACAGGCACUUACGGAAUAAACAUUUUGGGAAAAAUCAGCGAAAAGGAUUAUUGAAAAUGGACGUCAAAUGUGACCAAUGUGAUGCUGUUUUGCAGAAUUUAAAUGCUUUAACUACACACCGAAGGAAUGUCCAUAGUGCUAGUAAACAUGUGUGUGAUAUUUGUAAGUCGACACUGAAAUGCAAGUCAUAUUUGCUGGGGCAUAUGCGGAGAGUGCAUAGUGACGGGAAAAAGCAUGAAUGUGAAUGUGGGAAGAGUUUUAAGACUCAUAGGUAUUUAUUGGUGCAUAAACGGAAUGCACAUUCAAAGAAGAAAAUGGAUAGAUUGAAGCCAAAAGUAAAGACUGAAGAAUCAUGAAAAACCACAAAAAAUUGUCAUUGCGUAUUCGAAACGAGUAUUGUGACAACGCCAUCUACUGAAGUUUAUUUAAAGUGUAUCGCACAAACCAAAUGAGUACAAAAAGCACUAAGUAAAUUUCCAUCCCUUUUUUUAAAACCAAUUACGCUUACCACAAGGAUUUUGGUAUACUGACCCGCCUGUUGCUAUCUCUAUUGCAAGCGCAUAAUAAGGGCUAUCGUUUUUGUACUCACCAGUUGGCGCCACUGUAGAUGUAGGUCUAGAAAAACAUCUCAAAAUUCUUCGAUGCUUAUUUUUAUAAAAUCAAUACGUUCUAAUAUACACAAAGGUAUUUUAACGUCUUAAUGUGCCAUUUUUUCAACCUGUUUCAUUUUGCAUAUAUUUUAGUUGGCACUUUUUUAAACCACUUAAAUUUGUUGAGCUAUAUCUAUUGUUUACCAUGAUUAAUCAAAGAUGGACAAAGAUUUACUACAAUUAUGAAUAAGGAGUGACAAUUCCCGAUAAAAAAGCUUGAAACCCCCAAAACUUCUAUGUAUUUGACAUUUUGAAAGACCUCCAUCAACACUAGCGCCCCUAGCGGCGAAAUUAAACGCGGUAGCCCUCAUUAUAUUGUUGUCCCACCCAUGAUGCCGGCUGUCAAUGUCACUGCGGGAGUGACAGCAUCGAAAAUCCUUCUGGUACGCUUAUGCGUUUUUUUUUGGGACCACCCAUAGAUAUAGUAUAUACAAGUAGUUAUAGAAGCGCUACCGAGCGACCGGGGGUAAGAGAAAUAAUAUAAAAUGUAUAAUACGCAAUUUAUCCGGUUUGCAUGUCCAAUGUCUUUUCUCUUUCACUUGUAAAUUUCGGUAUUUCGCCAUAGCCUCCUUGUUAUGAUGCCAUAACCCGACCACGAAAAAAUGCCCGAUCGGUGAUAAAGACAAAGCAUAGCACUAUUUUCUCUUUCCUCUUAUAGGAAUCGCAAUAAGACUAUCUUUCUCUAUCAAAGAGUGUCAGGCCCUUAAUUAGCCCCCACCAGCGCCGGCGACUAGUCAACUUUAUGGCUGCUGCUCGGCGCAACGUUGGCGCAACUGCGCAGCGACGCCAUUAUCCAUAGCGCUGACUACUAUCCGCGCGCCAAUUCCGUGCAUUCGGAGGUCGAGGAAGUGGGAGGGUGUGCGCCGCGUCCGUACGUCAAAAUGACACCACUCGGUGAUGACGCCCAACAUUCCUAACAUUCCUCAGCCGUGCACGGAAUUCGCGCGCGGUCAGUAGAUGUGUGGGGUGGCCCAGGACGCAAUAUAACUGAAAAGAAUUUUAGGUUACCAUGCCAAUGGGAAUGAAAAACUAUCCAAAGUUUAGUUAGGUAUGUUUUUUUUUUGUUAUUGUUGUACGGUCAUCAUAUAAUACAUACAAUGCGCUUUAACGUCUUGAUAAUAGAGGCUUUGUUCAGAUAUUUGUGACAGGGUUCGAAAGGAUAAUUAUCAAUGAUAGUUAUCUUGAUAAUUAUCGUGAUUUUUAUGCCUGAUAAUUAUCGAUUUGAUAAUAACCUAAAAUUUACGAAGAUUCUAAGACGAGAUUUAUAGCACCAUCCAUACCUGGGAUAAUUAUCCGAUAUUUAUCGCGAUAAUUAUCAAAGACUAUAAUUAUCUGGAUAAUUUCUAACUCUUGAUUUGUGAACACCUUGGCCGCACGGAUAUAUAUGGUGGCAACUGUACAAUAGAAGAUUCUUAUAAGUUAUUGUUAUUAUUGAUCUCUCUAUAAGAUCUAUAGUUAUAGUUUGUAAGUAAUCAUUAAAGUUUUUGUUAACCUUUUCGACGCCGUGUCAAACACAAAAGCUGUCAUUCGGACGCCACAUCACCGGUGUCAAAAUCAAAACUGAAAUUGAACUUUAUGCACAUGCAUAAAGACCUACAGCUAUGUUGCUCUGUGGUCUGUGACGGAUUAAUCGGUCUUUGGCGUUGGACCUGCAGUGCCGAUAUAUCCGUCAUUGGCGUCCAAAAGGUUAAAGGUUAUGUACCUUA
Molecule: messenger RNA, 3161 nt
Organism: Cydia strobilella
Lineage: Eukaryota; Metazoa; Arthropoda; Insecta; Lepidoptera; Tortricidae
Product: zinc finger protein 845-like
Exons: 3
Coding region: 91-1161 (356 amino acids)
Biological process (GO): regulation of transcription by RNA polymerase II
Cellular component (GO): nucleus
Molecular function (GO): RNA polymerase II cis-regulatory region sequence-specific DNA binding; DNA-binding transcription activator activity, RNA polymerase II-specific
Source: RefSeq, a predicted model, not a curated record